This is a messenger RNA of Rodentolepis nana, 384 nucleotides long. The record is from the annotation of a GenBank genome assembly. NCBI's taxonomy places the organism in Eukaryota, Metazoa, Platyhelminthes, Cestoda, Cyclophyllidea, Hymenolepididae.
AUGUGUAUCGAGCAGAUGAUCACCACCGGAAAGGUUCGUGAACAGCAAGUUCGACAGUACCUUCAUGAAAAUGAGUUUCUUCUACGAACUCCCACGGUUCAAAGUAACGGUGUUCAGCAACCACCCCCAUCGCUAGCUGCAUUUGCCGACAUAUCCACUGGAGAUGAUUCAGAAGAAGAAGAUGAUGAUGAUGACGAUGAUGAUGAUGAAGUUGAAAUGGCAUCCACUUUACUCCAACUCAUGCGAGAUGAUGCGCGUUUGGAGGCUCUUAACGCUGUGCAUAUUGAGAAUAUUAUUGCAGAGAGAGAUUCUUGUGCUCACCUUAAGGUAAAUCGCUUUCCCAUUUUUAUUCUCUCUACUGCUGCUAGUGAGCACCGAGUUUAG